This is a messenger RNA of Serpula lacrymans var. lacrymans S7.9, 5930 nucleotides long. RefSeq lists its product as uncharacterized. The record is from RefSeq and is a predicted model, not a curated record. NCBI's taxonomy places the organism in Eukaryota, Fungi, Basidiomycota, Agaricomycetes, Boletales, Serpulaceae. Gene Ontology annotation, cellular component: mitochondrial inner membrane. Gene Ontology annotation, molecular function: NAD binding; NADP binding. The transcript is spliced from 22 exons. Gene Ontology annotation, biological process: proton transmembrane transport; NADPH regeneration. The coding region runs from base 1 to 3258 and encodes 1085 amino acids.
AUGCGGGUCUUCAAGCCCACAGCAGCGAGCCAGAUGGCCUACCACCGUGGCCUGGGGCUGCUGUCUAACGUCGCUGCUACGGGCAGAUCAGUCGGUUGUCAUCGCAUUCUGACACCAAGAGCAUCGAUCGCAAAGCAAUCCAACCGUAUUUAUGGCCUGCGCUCCUUGCACACGUCCUUACCUCGUCGGGAAGUAGCUCAAACCACGGAUGCUGAAGCAAAGAAAGAUCCUGGUACCCCUUACUCUUCUUUGGUCGUCGGUGUGCCACGAGAAAUAUAUCCCAACGAACGACGAGUCUCGUUAACCCCGCAGAAUGUGGCGCUUCUUCGAAAGAAGGGUUUCGAGAAGGUAUUCAUCGAAAGUAAUGCUGGCGCACAAGCACAGUUCUUGGACGAAGACUACACUGCAGCAGGCGCAACUAUCGUGUCUCGAGAAGAGCUAUAUACCAACACUGAUAUUAUGCUUAAAGUUCGACCUCCAGUAAACGAAGAAGAGGCCACACAAGUCAAACAAAACAGCACCAUCAUCUCUUUCUUAUACCCGGCCCAGAAUAAAUCUAUUGUACAGGCAUUGGCAUCGCGUAAAGUUAACGCGUUUGCCAUGGACAUGAUUCCUCGUAUUUCUCGUGCACAGACUUUUGACGCGUUGAGUUCAAUGGCCAACAUCGCUGGUUAUAAAGCUGUUCUAGAAGCAUCAAAUCACUUUGGCAGAUUCCUUACAGGUCAGAUACCUCCAGGAAAGGUUCUUGUUAUUGGCGCUGGUGUUGCAGGUCUUAGCGCAAUUGCCACUGCCCGUCGAAUGGGUGCUAUCGUGCGUGGAUUCGAUACAAGAUCCGCAGCUCGUGAGCAGGUCCAGUCGCUUGGUGCAGAGUUCCUCGAAGUAUCUAUUCAAGAAGAGGGAGGAGGCGCCGGUGGCUAUGCUCGCGAAAUGUCCAAGGAAUUUAUCGAUGCGGAAAUGGCACUUUUCAUGGAACAAUGCAAGGAUGUGGACAUCGUCAUUACCACGGCUCUUAUUCCGGGUAGACCAGCGCCUAAAUUGAUUAAACACGAGAUGAUUUCUGCUAUGAAGCAAGGAUCGGUCGUCGUUGAUUUGGCUGCUGAAGCCGGUGGAAAUUGCGAAGCUACAAUUCCAGGAGAGCUGGUGGUUGAUCGCGGUGUUACAGUCAUUGGUUAUACUGACCUUCCUUCAAGGCUUCCUACCCAGUCAUCUACGCUUUACUCCAACAACAUUACGAAGUUCCUAUUGUCUAUGGGAGAGGAUAAACAUUUCUCCAUAAACUUGACUGAUGAAGUAGUUCGUGGAUCUAUCGUUGUUCAUAAUGGCGACCUUUUGCCACCUGCACCGCGUCCAGCUCCUCCUCCGACCAUGACACCAACAACGCCGGCCAAACUGGAAGAGGCAGCAGCCGUUGUUGCGAUAACGCCAUGGCAAAAGGCCUCACGUGAAGUGGCUACCGUUACCGCUAGCAUGGGAUCAGUCAUCGCGCUUGGAAAGUUGACUGGUACAGCAUUCAUGGCGAACUUUUUCACUUUCGGCCUUGCUGGAUUGGUAGGCUAUCGCGUCGUAUGGGGCGUAGCACCUGCUUUGCACUCCCCAUUGAUGUCUGUCACCAAUGCUAUUUCAGGCAUGGUUGGAAUCGGUGGUCUGUUUGUCAUGGGAGGAGGGUAUUUUCCAGGAACUGUCCCUCAGGUUUUAGGUGCUCUGUCUGUAUUGCUAGCAAGUGUAAACGUAGCAGGAGGUUUUGUCAUCACAAAGCGAAUGCUAGACAUGUUCAAGAGACCCACUGACCCUCCCGAGUACUCCUGGCUUUAUGCGGUGCCCGCUGUUGUGUUCACAGGGGGUUUCUUGGCCGCCGCAAGUACAGGCAUGGCAGGCCUCGUGCAAGCAGGAUACCUGACAAGCAGUAUACUAUGUAUAGGGUCUCUCUCGGGUCUUGCCUCGCAGACAACUGCUCGUCAGGGUAAUGCAUUGGGAAUAUUGGGUGUUGGAUCUGGUAUUCUUGCUUCAUUGGCAGCUGUAGGCUUUCCUCCUGCUGUUCUGGUACAAUUUGCGGGUGUCUCGGCAGUCGGGGCCACAAUUGGUUCCAUCAUUGGGAGGCGAAUUACUGCUACGGAACUUCCGCAGAUGGUAGCUGCUCUUCAUUCCGUUGUCGGUUUAGCGGCGGUCUUUACUAGUAUCGGGAGUGUCAUUGCUGAUCCUUCACACAUUUCUACACUGCACAUGGUGACUGCAUAUUUGGGAGUCUUAAUCGGUGGAAUUACGUUUACCGGUUCUAUCGUCGCCUUUCUGAAAUUGGCCGGACGUAUGUCAUCAAAACCCUUGAUGAUGCCUGGGCGACAUUUGAUCAACGGUUCAUUGCUGGGGGCAAAUGUGCUUACUAUGGCCGGAUUUGUUGCUGCCGCCCCGACUGUACCGCUCGUCGCAGCAGGCUAUCUAGGUGCAAACGCGAUCUUGAGUUUCAUUAAGGGAUUUACUACCACGGCUGCUAUAGGAGGAGCAGACAUGCCCGUCGUCAUUACUGUUCUAAACGCAUAUUCUGGAUUCGCUCUUGUGGCGGAAGGAUUCAUGCUCGAUAAUCCUCUUCUUACCACAGUAGGGUCGCUGAUUGGUGUCAGUGGCUCGAUUCUGUCAUACAUUAUGUGUGUUGCCAUGAAUAGGUCACUAACGAAUGUCCUAUUUGGGGGUAUCGGCACGGUAGCUCCCUCGGAGACCCGCGAGAUGGAAGGGGCAAUCACAAAGACGACUGUGGAUGACACUGUAGAAGCACUUAACAAUGCCGACAAUGUGAUAUUGGUUGUGGGAUAUGGCAUGGCUGUAGCGAAGGCUCAAUAUGCUAUUUCAGAAAUAUGCACCAUGCUCAAGGCAAAAGGCAUCAACGUCCGAUUCGCAAUACACCCUGUCGCCGGACGCAUGCCAGGUCAAUGUAACGUACUACUCGCAGAGGCGUCCGUCCCAUACGAUAUCGUUCUGGAGAUGGACGAGAUCAACGAUGACUUCAAGGAUACUGAUGUUACGCUUGUGAUUGGUGCGAAUGACACAGUUAAUCCCAUCGCAUUGGAACCUGGAUCUCCCAUCGCUGGCAUGCCGGUCUUGCAGGCGUGGAAGAGUAAACAAGUGAUUGUGAUGAAGCGAGGAAUGGCUAGUGGAUACGCGGAUGUGCCCAACCCCAUGUUUUAUAUGCCGGGCACCAAGAUGCUGUUUGGUGAUGCGAAAGAUAGUUGCGAUGCUAUCAAGAGAGGUUUGGAAGCUAGGGGAUGAACCUCUGCCCGGAGGUGUAUAUAUGUGUAAACUGAUCGAGGGACUUUGUAAUCACAUAGGCCACAGUAAAUAUUGUAAUAUAUCACGCUGCAUAUCGUGACUACGCCGAAAGUACAAUUAGAGGAUUGUGGGCGAAUAGGAGAUCAUGCUUUCUGUAUUAUGAAAGUUCAAAUGGAGGGGAGUAAAUAUGGGCGAAGAGAGGUCCACAAACUGAUCAAUAAUCGUCCAGGGUCUGUAAGGCAGGUAGGUGUGAGAAGAAAGACUGGAAGCUGAACAAGUCGGAAAUGUCUGGUGCUAAGCACAAGGGUAAAAUUCCAGGGAACCCCACAAACGACAACAGUCCGGUAAGGCCGAGACUAGAUGGUAUCCCGUAAGUUACUGGAAAAGUCCAUACAUCACAAAGGGUAGGUCCAUCAGGCCACAAUGUCGAUCGUAACAAAUCGGUAUUCGAUGUGCUAGCAUCAAUUCUUGUUUGCGCUACCGAGUGCUUGCCAGACGGGGUUUGUGCUGCGCCCUGGCUGGUUAUAAAGCCAAGUAGCGAUCAACACGACAACGGACCCCAGGAUGAACGUGAAUGUGAUUUGGAAAUCGAAAAGCGCAACAGACGCUAGGAAUGAAAUGACGAUACUAAGACUCGUUGCGAAGCCCUUGAGGAUAUUAUCCGAAUACUUGAUGACCAUGGCAGUCACCAAACCACCGAAUACUUGUAUAGCCACCGUAGCCCAAGCCCAAGCACCGAAAUUGACGAAAAGUGAGCCUAGGAUUCCAGAGGUGGAAGAACUUGAUAGUACGAUGGGAACUAGGGCAGGGAGCAAAGAGAAGGCAGAUAGUUGGACGUUGCGUAUCCAGAGGUCGGCUUGAGAGUUCUUUAGGACCAUCUCAAAGUAAACCCCUGCAAGACCCGAAGUAAAGCAUGCGGCCAUUACGGCCAUAAAGCCUUUAAGGGCAUUCAUAGAGUUCCCGUGGAACAAUAAUGAAGACGAUGCGUUCGCUAUAUCACCUCCUGUGGUCUGUAUUUGCACGAUACCGACUCCAAUAGCAAGGAAGAAAAGAGCAAGCCAUUGACUGGCGCUGAGCUGCUUGCGUAGGAGGAGCACAGAGAAGGCGGCAGUUGUAAGGAUUUUCAUUUGAUAGCUGACUUGAAACGUCGCUGCUUCUAAAUUUGUGGCUGCAAUAUACUGAAGAUUAUUUUGAAUGACGUAUAGAAUUGCGGGUAUGGACAGUUUCCAACAAUCGGCGCUAAACACUUCACGACCUAGUCUGCGGAAUCGUAGGAGCACCUUGACGGGAUGCCAGAAGCGUACGUUGGUGAGGCUGGGCUGUGGUGCAUCCGAAGUAUGCGAUGUUGCGCGGUCUAUGCGGGUAAAAGCGAUAGCAAGGGAUAUCGAUCCUUUCAGUACUUCAUUUAAAAGGACUGCCGUAGGUGCUGAAUAGGAUUCAGACGGGGGUAUGGAGACGCGGGAAUAGUGCAUUAUGAGCGUUAAAAGAGAGUUCUGGACAGCCAAUGUCACAAGAGAGAUGUAUUUGAGUUGAAUACCGCAUAACGAGGGGGGAGGAGGAGUAUCUGCUGGCAGCAGGCCUAGUUCCUCGUAUUCGAUGUCGCUAUCGCUGGUUGAUUUUGCGGUGAGGGCCAUGUCGUCGACGCAGUUGACGAUGAGCAGAGGGUGGGGGUAUAAGAGAACGUGAGGGGUAUCCUGCUCGUAUAACAACCAGUUGACAGGCCUAAACUGUAUAGCCUGCGAGAAAACAAUCCGCAGCUCUCUCUCUGCCCCACCAGUGUUCUUUUGACCAUUCCCACGCCUUCCAUAUUAAGAAAUCUACAAAAACAGUCUAUAGCUCCACUGGCCUCCGAGCAACAGAAACACAUCAGGUUUGUUUCAGUACAAGCGCGCGCCCGAUAGCACUUUCUUAUGAGAAUACAUGUAUGACUGCGUGCAUUAUACUCCGAUAAGCCUCAUUGUUUCGGUGACGAGGCGGCGUGUCAGCCUCUAACCAGGAGUGCCAUUAUCUCUGCGUCGUAUAUUUAGGAACGGUGAUCAUGAUGUGGUCGGUAUCCUUCUUCGGCAUAUGAAUUUCAAUAAACACCUCAUUUCAAGGCAAGAUGACGGGCAUAUCAAUACAAUGUCCACAAACCUAAUUAAUCAUCGUCUUCUGAAGCCCCAUUGAGUCCGCUUAGCAGAGACCGUCACCAAGCUUCACAUCUCUAUCCACCUCCUGAUUUGUGGAGACUUGAAGACGACGUUGCUCCACCAGCACAGCGACCGUCAUCAGCUUGCCGUCAGACUCGAUAAUUCGGGAUGGAAGUGCGGAAAUAAUUCCUAGAGUAUGACAGACGGAUCAUAUGCAUAGGGGAAAGCACAUCGGGACGAACAGAUAAAAAAUGGAGGGGAUGGCAUGUCGAUUAGCGGUUUUCAACUAAAGAUUUACUUCUGCGUGGUGGCCAUGCUCUCAUUCGUCAAGAAAACAUUACCAAGACCAUGUCGUUUCUUCGCCGUGCUUAGCUCCCUAACAUUUGGAAACGAUCCGCGUACCAAGGCCUCAAGCUUGGGCCAAAUCUCGUCCGAGGUUUCACCUCGCAAUGAAACAAGGCGUGUGGCGGAGGAGCUCCCAUAAUACGAAAGUAGUGGAGAAGUAUUCACGUAAAAUUGUGUCAGUCUACGUGCAAACACAUC